Hibiscus syriacus is the source of this 1296-nucleotide messenger RNA. RefSeq names its product probable serine/threonine-protein kinase PBL15. The coding region runs from base 34 to 1296 and encodes 420 amino acids. Gene Ontology annotation, molecular function: protein kinase activity; ATP binding. Lineage: Eukaryota; Viridiplantae; Streptophyta; Magnoliopsida; Malvales; Malvaceae. The transcript is spliced from 4 exons. Gene Ontology annotation, biological process: protein phosphorylation. The record is from RefSeq and is a predicted model, not a curated record.
UCUGAGUUUAUGUAACUUGUAAAAUAGGUGACCAUGACUAAUAAUGAAACCUCCAAGCCUUGGAGACCAUUCGGCUCGAAAUGUUGCUCAGCUGAUGGCCAAACAAUUAUGGGGAAUAUGAGGACGUCCAAGUCUGACUUCUCCAAUAACAGUUCCCCCAUCCCAUCGUUUCGACUAUUGUCAUUUUCCGACCUCAGUCAUUCGUCGUCGACGCAUAUCAACGAGGACCUUGCCCAGUCUUUUGGGGGUGAUUUGUAUGAUUUCAAGCUAAGCGAGCUGCGGGCCAUAACCCAGAACUUUUCAGCGGAUUAUUUGCUAGGGGAAGGUGGGUUCGGGACUGUGCAUAAAGGGUUCGUGGAUGAGAAGUUGAGGCAGGGUUUGAAGGCUCAAAAUGUUGCUAUCAAGCUUUUGGACGUUCAAGGCCGUCAAGGACACCGUGAAUGGCUUGUAGAAGUAAUAUUGUUGGGGCAGCUGCGGUACCCUCACUUGGUGAGAUUGAUUGGGUAUUGCUGUGAGGAGGAACAACGUCUCCUUGUAUAUGAGUUCAUGCCCAGAGGAAGUUUGGAGAACCAUUUAUUCAAAAGGACAGGGAUCUCAACAUCACUGCCAUGGGGCACCAGAUUGAAGAUUGCCAUUGGAGCCGCAAAAGGGCUUGCAUUCUUGCAUGGGGCUGAGAAUCCCGUCAUAUAUCGUGACUUCAAAACUUCAAAUAUCUUGCUUCAUUCUGAUUUUACGCCCAAGUUAUCGGAUUUUGGACUUGCCAAGCUGGGGCCUGAGGGAUCGGACACGCAGGUCACGACUCGCGUUAUGGGGACCUAUGGGUAUGCUGCACCGGAAUAUGUAUCAACAGGUCAGUUGACGACGAAGAGUGAUGUGUACAGCUUCGGAGUAGUACUACUAGAGCUGAUUACAGGAAGAAGAGCAGUGGAGAAAUCAAGGUGUAAGAAUGAGCAAAACCUGGUUGAUUGGGCUAAACCCUACUUGAACAGCAGUCGGAGGCUGCGCUAUAUCAUGGAUCAAAGACUUGGCGGCCAGUAUUCCGUGAAAGGAGCAAAACAGGUGGCUCAUCUGGCUUUCCAAUGCAUUAGUUUGAACCCUAAAGACAGGCCGAGGAUGCCAACCGUUAUUGAAACACUUGAGGCCCUGCUGCACUGCAAGGACAUGGCAGUCUCCUGUGGUCAAUGGCCUGUCUCCAAUACAAAGAUUGGAGCUGCUAAUUGCAGAGCACAAACUAGAAAGGGCGUUCAGAAUAAAAAAUCCACUUCAGCUAAUUCAAUUCCAAGGAAGACUGUAUGA